AUGCAGAAUGUGUUAGAACAAUUCGUGAAUUACAUGGAGGAAACCGAACAACAUAUAGAUGCGUAUGCAGUCAGCUGUGGGGAUGCAGGUUGGACGCGUAGAGGAGACACGCAUCAGGGAACCUUCUACACCGGACACACAGUUGCGGACGUAAUGAAAUGCAGUCUGAUGCUUGGAGCAUUAUAUUUUGUAACUGGGUGGACACCUAAUAAGGCGCCGGAUACGGACGACUCGCAAAAUGAUACGGAAAUGAAGGCUAUUAUGAGGUGCAUCGUGGCAAAUGUUUUUGCGUAUAUAUUGGCUGAAAUAAAGUGUAGAGAUGAGUGGCCUGCAGUAGACAGGGCAUGGUACAUCAUGAAAGGAAUGGGAGGACAGGGUGGGGUGGAGACUUCAAUUUCAGCUGGAACAUGUGCGCUGGAUGCGUAUAAGGAUACACAGGUAGGAACAGGGGAUUUACAGGGGGCGGUAAAAAAAUGGUUACAGAAAAGUACAACAAUACGUAAUCGUAUGGAGGCAAUAGAGAAGAACCCACAAUGCAACAUAAAAUGGGCAGAGUACAAGAGGCGUAUGCAACAGACAGGGGAAGAUGCAGAAAUUUCCAGUAUAUUUAAGAAGGGAAACAUGCAAAUGUUACUGAAGGAACAGAUAAAAGAAGUGUUUAAGACAAUUACCAACACAGUAAGAAAAAAGGUGGACAAGGCGCGCAAAAGGGUGGAGGUUUCCGUGGACUCUCCGAAUAGUGAUGUUGAAUCUGAGGACGAGGACGAGGACGAUGAAGAGCCGAAGAACGCCCACAAGGACAUGAAGGAAAGGACAGGAACGACACCGGUACAAGCAGCAGGAGGAGACCAGAGAGGGGCGCAGCCGUCGUCACCAUCACCAGAAGGAACAUCAGGAACAGGGAGUACAGGGGGCAGUCCAUCACAAGGACCACGAACCACAGACGUAGGAACACCAGAUCCAUCGGCAGCAGAAGCCCCGGUAGGGAAACCGCCGGGGUCCGCGGCACCAACAGCGCAACCACAAGCACCGGCAUCUCCAGUAGUACCCGCAUCACCACCGGCACCACCUCCACCAGCGGACACACCAAACGAACCACCGGCCCCAGCAGGAACAGGCACGCAACGACCGGGACCUGGACAACAACCCCCACCUGCGGCAUCACCAACGGAAGCAGGGACACCAGCAGCACCAGGGGCAGACGGGAAAUCCAAAGAAUCACAGGUUACGGAUUCGGAUGCAAAGUCCCCAGGUAAGCCGACAUGUCCCGCCAGCACCGGCACGUCUGCAGGUGUCUCCAUUAGUUGUGAGACUACCUCGGAUGAGGUAUUAGGCAUGACACCAGAAGUCAAAAAACUCCUGCAACAGCCAGAGACGGACAAGGCUACCAUUAGUCCUAACCCAAGUUCAGGGACAGGUGAGGACAAGAAAGUAGCGGCCGAGGAUGAUUCUAAGAAGGCGACUACGCAGGACGUUCAGCACACGCCAUCAUCACCUGAACGAGCUGCCGCACAACCAGCAGGGGACCCAGGUGUUCAGACAUCAUCCUCAACAGAUGGUCCGAAGCACACACAGGAGCCCCCAGUUGACAUUAAAUCUCCAGCAGGUGCAACAGCUGAAAAGGACGAACACGUUGCAGCCGGCAGGGACGGUAAAACCGUCGACAAUGGCGGCACCGAGGACCCCCCUCCUCUCAAUCCACCCAAACCAAAACCGAACCCGAACCCAGAUCAAUCGGGAAGUAGCGGUGUAGGGGGUGGUACUGAACAGGGUACUGGUGGGGGAGGGGGUACAGGAGGAAGUUAUUCAUCCUCCGGUCCGGAACUUCCCCCCUCCAGUCCAGGUCAAGGAACAGUGCCCUCGACCACCACAACAGGGGCACCAACACCAUCAUCAGAAACCUUAUCACCACAACCAACGGGAGAAACAAAACCACCUGCAACAUCCCCCCCCUCCGGAAAGUCCCAGACAGAAGACAGAGGUACUAAAUUAGACUCACCACAGGCUGACCAAAGUACCCCCUCUCUGUGGCCAGACGUGAACUGGGAGGACCUCAAGCCGUACACCCCCGCGCUUAUGCCAGCAGUGGUUGGUAUUGGGGUGAUUGCGUUCUUCCUAUGGAAGGUAAGCGCACUCGCACCCACACACAACGCACAAAUAACCGAGUAG
Messenger RNA from Plasmodium fragile, 2169 nucleotides. RefSeq lists its product as uncharacterized. The record is from RefSeq and is a predicted model, not a curated record. NCBI's taxonomy places the organism in Eukaryota, Apicomplexa, Aconoidasida, Haemosporida, Plasmodiidae. The coding region runs from base 1 to 2169 and encodes 722 amino acids. The transcript is spliced from 3 exons.